This is a messenger RNA of Aspergillus lentulus, 765 nucleotides long. Its product is annotated as 60S ribosomal protein uL2. Gene Ontology annotation, molecular function: structural constituent of ribosome; RNA binding. Gene Ontology annotation, cellular component: cytosolic large ribosomal subunit; ribosome. The record is from RefSeq and is a predicted model, not a curated record. NCBI's taxonomy places the organism in Eukaryota, Fungi, Ascomycota, Eurotiomycetes, Eurotiales, Aspergillaceae. Gene Ontology annotation, biological process: cytoplasmic translation.
AUGGGUCGUGUGAUCCGCAAUCAGAGGAAGGGUCGUGGAUCCAUUUUCACGGCUCACACCCGUCUCAACAAGGCUCCUGCCCAGUUCCGCACGCUCGACUUCGCUGAGCGCCAUGGAUAUGUCAGGGGUGUUGUGAAGGAGAUCAUCCACGACCCCGGCCGUGGUGCUCCUCUCGCUAAGGUCCAGUUCCGUCACCCUUACAAGUUCAAGUUGGUUACCGAGACCUUCAUCGCCAACGAGGGCAUGUACACUGGUCAAUUCAUCUACGCCGGAAAGAACGCUGCCCUGACUGUCGGCAACAUCCUCCCCCUCGCCUCCGUCCCUGAGGGUACCGUCGUUACCAACGUCGAGGAGAAGUCUGGUGACCGUGGUGCCCUUGGUCGUACCUCCGGAAACUACGUUACCGUCAUUGGCCACAACCCUGAGGAGGGCAAGACCAGAAUCAAGCUCCCCAGUGGUGCCAAGAAGGUUGUGAAGAACACCGCUCGUGGUAUGGUUGGUAUCGUCGCUGGUGGUGGUCGUACCGACAAGCCUCUGCUCAAGGCUUCUCGUGCCAAGCACAAGUUCGCUGUCAAGCGCAACUCUUGGCCCAAGACUCGUGGUGUUGCCAUGAACCCCGUCGAUCACCCUCACGGUGGUGGUAACCACCAGCACAUUGGUAAGGCCUCGACCAUCUCUCGCUACGCCGCCCACGGUCAAAAAGCCGGUCUUAUUGCUGCCCGGAGAACUGGUCUGCUCCGUGGUACCCAGAAGACCAAGGAAUAA